CCCUCAGGUACCAACCAGUCCUGAAUUGUGCAUGGGGGCGUAUCGACCCCAACCAAACAGGCUACGUCGUUUCGUUUAGGGGCUCGCGCCAACAUUGACCAAGGUCACCUAGACACCAGACGUCUGCGAGAUGGCUACACAGGGGCUAGACCCAAAACACGCGCUGCACGAGUGGCAAGCGCUUAGUCUUCUUGUCGCAUAUUGCAUACUGUAUCGUAUCCCAAUACACUUGUCUGCGGACACAACGGUGGCGCCGAAUAGAACCAGAGAUGAUCCCGCUGUGAUCAUCGCCCGAAUCAAACUUGUGACAUACUCAACCACAGCAUGCUCCGUUUUUACGUUGCUCAUACUCCUAUAUAUUGACGCCAACUCAAACCCACUGCACUUGCUUGGAUACUGGCCCAUCGGCGUCAGUGAAACUGCAAGGGCUCUAUUACUGAACUCGCUUCUAUUUGCUGGCCCUUUAUACGAAUGUCUCCUCAUUGAUGGAACUUGGCAGGACUGGGCCAAUGGCCUCCAACCUAUCCGAGCUGUCCUUUCCGAAUGGACCGAAUGGAGAAACAUUGUAGCAGGCCCGGUGACUGAGGAGUGCCUUUUUCGAUCUGCCGCUGUGCCCUUGCUUAUACUGUCCGGCAUGAGCAUGAUGAAAGUUGUCUUUCUCACACCCCUGGUCUUUGGAUCUGCUCAUCUCAUCCACUUCUACGAAUCUCGUAUCACCAACCCUGAUACUCCAAUAUCAAUAGCUAUCAUCCGAGCGCUAGUGCAGCUGACGUACACAACACUUUUUGGAGCAUAUGCCACAUUCAUCUAUGUUAGAACAGGCUCGCUCCUAGCUGUUAUUGCUGUCCAUGCAAUGUGCAAUGCUAUCGGGCUACGAUUUACAUGGGGGUAUGUCCAGCCAUAUUGGAUAUCACCAGUUGCUCCCAAGAACGCUACAGUCCUACUCCUCUGGACUGUCCCAUACUAUGUCUUAUUAUUCGGGGGACUUAUAGCAUGGUGGUCCUGUCUGUACUCACUUACAUACACAGACAUGGCGUUGGUUAAGCUUUGAUACUACACCGUACAGAAGAUAGAAAGUAGCAUAAUAAACCAUGAAUCAUAUUCCGAAUUACUAUCUCUAGCGUAUAUGCCCAAAUGUCUAGUAACACCGUAUCGAAAUUUAUAUACAAUUCUAUCCUCAAAAUCGGAGAUCGACAUCCAUACCGGGCAGUGAACCGGGCAUCAUGGGCUCUUCGCUGUCUCUUGCAGGGCGUCGUUGCCGAAGCGAAGCCCAUUCAGGCUCGGACGACGCUUCACGUUUGAUCGUCUCAUCCCUGACUUCCCGCUCGGUUUCUUUACCCUUGGAUCUCCCUAUGGAUCCGCUUCCUUCCGUCAUGGUAUCAUCUGGUCCGCGUGUGUUUUUCUUACGUGGCCAGAGACUGGGCAGCGCAAUCUCCUGGAAACGUGGCUCGACAGCUCUCUCAUCGAACCAACGGUGCAAUCGGGCUUCAACGAGCUGGGCAAUUUUAGGGACAUCUUGUAGUCGAGAUCUGCUUCCCAAUAGACUCCGAACGGAAAAGUCAAGCCGAUAGUCAUCCAAGAAGUUGAAAGUCAUCAUUGUUGGCGUUGAUUGAGAAGGGUUGCUCGGUAUGAAGGAUAUUGAAAGCGUACCACUAAAACGUACCACAGAUACUGCAAGAGCCACGGGAAGAACAGCAGAAAGCCGCUUCGGAUAAUUCAGAAGCAGCUUGGUUUCGACAGCCAGUGUUAGUAGAUCACUUAAGUCGACAUCCAUACGCGCUUGUAAUCUUGUUCCGUCCCUUGCUGCAGUGACUGGGUCAAAUUUGGCUCCACUGCCGAGGCUGAUUCCAUCUUCAUCAACAGGGAUAAUCCGACAGUUGCUAAAGAUGGGGAAGUCUUCGCCUAGGCUAAGCUCGGUGACGCGAAUUUCAUCAACGAAGUCUGGCCUAGAGGUGCCAUUCAAGGCUUUCGUAAGAGACGUAAGAAUGGCAUCAUCGUGCUGGGCAUCGCUGCGGAAUUGAGCAAUGGUUUGAGCUAUUAGAACAUUAAACCAGUCUAAGCUUUCUGGCUGAUGACUGUCAACAUUGUAGUAAGUUUUGCUUAGGAUCGAACCAAUAGUAAGAGUAGGCGAAUUGCGUAAGACAGUUGACUUCUUGCGUCCUAACGAUUGACCACGGCGUUGGUUAGGGGACCUAAGGCUGAGGAGUGAUUGCUUGUGCGCAAGCGUUCGUGAUCGGCGUUCGCUGGCUCGGAGCGAUGCUGUGGUAUCUGGCGAAGGUGGAUCACCGAAUAUGAAGAAUUUAAUGAAUGCAGCCAGAAUAAUGACGACUGAAAGUUGGCCAACGAUUAAACCUUGAGUGAAGGUGAGG
Messenger RNA from [Torrubiella] hemipterigena, 2369 nucleotides. NCBI's taxonomy places the organism in Eukaryota, Fungi, Ascomycota, Sordariomycetes, Hypocreales, Clavicipitaceae. The record is from the annotation of a GenBank genome assembly.